GUAUAGUAUAAACCCGUGUAACCUAUAAUGGUGAUUUUAAGAAUUCUCAUUUUAAUUUUUAUAUCGCGUGCUUCGUCUUUGGAGUUUUCUCUAACUAAAACUGCGAACAAUUAUGGACCUUAUAUUGUUAAAUUCUACAACUACAAGAUGUGUUCAGGACCUCGAUCUAGAAAUGUGACCAUUUCUACUUCAACCCUCGAUAUUGGCGAAUUUGGUGCUAUUGCGUCUUACAACUGUACAUUCACUGAACCAGCAAAAGUGGAAGAGUUCAAAACCAUAGUAUGGAAUGUGAAUGGAAAUCAGAAGAAUAUAUUAUGGAAUUACAAGGUGAACAAGCCGUGCCAACAUUUCGUGAUCAGCGGUAUUAUGAAACAAUACUUCCCUACUAUGCGUAACUGCGUCGUUCCACCGGGUGAAUAUAUUUACAAAAGCAACUACACUGAUAUUUCGUACAAAUUCUUUGGGAGCUCGUUUUUCUAUGGGGACUACUCUUUCAAAAUGAACGCCAUGGCGAAGCAAGGAAACAUUAUGUGUUUACAGAUCAACGCUGUGUUUACCAAGAAAAGUAUUACGUAA
Messenger RNA from Spodoptera frugiperda (fall armyworm), 576 nucleotides. RefSeq lists its product as uncharacterized. The record is from RefSeq and is a predicted model, not a curated record. The coding region runs from base 28 to 576 and encodes 182 amino acids. Lineage: Eukaryota; Metazoa; Arthropoda; Insecta; Lepidoptera; Noctuidae. The transcript has 4 exons.